AUGAUGGGUCGGCUGCAGGAGAAUUUCAGGUCCUUCUUCAGCAACAGAUGGCUGGUUUUUGUGGCUGCAAUGUGGGUACAAUCCUGUGCGGGUAUUGGGUACUUGUUUGGGAGCAUAUCACCGGUGAUAAAGAGCUCUAUGGACUACAAUCAGAGGCAGAUUGCUAGGUUGGGUGUGGCUAAGGACCUUGGGGACAGUGUUGGCUUCUUGGCUGGGAGCUUGUGCGAGGUCCUGCCUUUGUGGGCAGCUUUGCUCAUUGGUGCUUUGAUGAAUUUUAUUGGGUAUGGCUGGGUUUGGCUUAUUGUUACUGGUCGAGCUCCUACUCUGUCUUUGUGGGCUAUGUGCAUUCUUAUAUUCGUGGGAACAAAUGGUGAGACCUUCUUCAAUACAGUUGCUCUGGUCUCUUGUGUGCAAAACUUCCCAAAAAGUCGGGGUCCUGUGGUUGGAAUUCUGAAGGGCUUUGCUGGGUUGGGUGGUGCAAUUAUGACUCAGAUAUAUGUGACGAUCCAUUCCCCAGACCAUGCAUCUUUGAUUUUCAUGGUUGCAGUUGGUCCAACAAUGGUGAUUGUUGCUUUAAUGUUUAUUGUCAGACCAGUUGGAGGUCACAGACAAGUCCUGCCAACUGAUGCCAUGAGCUUCACGUUUAUUUAUAGUUUGUGCCUCCUAUUAGCUGCUUAUUUGAUGGGGGUCAUGCUAGUUGAAGAUCUAAUUGAUUUGAACCACACUGUGAUCACUAUAUUUACAGUCAUUUUGUUUGUCCUCAUCCUAAUUCCCGUUGUGAUUCCUGUUCAAUUGAGCUUUUUCUCAGAGCCAAGAGCUCUAGAAGAAGAGGCACUCCUACCUGCGCCAGAGAAACAAGAAGCUGGCAAAUCUGAACAAGAUGCUAAUGAGGUAAUAUUCAGUGAGGUGGAAGAUGAGAAGCCUAAGGAAGUAGACUUGCUUCCAGCUUUAGAAAGGCGAAAACGAAUUGCCCAAUUGCAAACAAAACUAUUCCAAGCAGCUGCAGAAGGAGCAGUGAGGGUUAAGAGGAGGAGGGGUCCGCAUAGAGGGGAGGACUUCACCUUGACACAAGCUUUGAUCAAAGCUGACUUUUGGCUUAUUUUUUUCUCACUUCUCUUGGGUUCUGGAUCUGGUUUGACAGUGAUUGAUAACCUGGGUCAGAUGAGCCAGUCUCUAGGGUAUGAUAAUACACAUAUUUUUGUAUCCAUGAUCAGUAUUUGGAACUUUCUUGGUCGGGUUGGUGGCGGUUACUUCUCUGAGAUUGUUGUGAGGGACUAUGCUUAUCCAAGACCGGUAGCAAUGGCUGUGGCACAACUCCUUAUGGCAGUUGGGCAUAUCUUCAUUGCUUUUGGAUGGCCUGGAGCAAUGUACAUUGCUACCAUCUUUGUUGGGCUAGGCUAUGGGGCUCAUUGGGCAAUUGUGCCAGCUGCUGCUUCUGAAUUGUUUGGCUUGAAAAAGUUUGGGGCUUUGUACAAUUUCCUCACAAUAGCAAACCCUGCUGGUUCGUUGCUCUUUUCUGGUGUGAUUGCUAGCAGUAUAUAUGACAUGGAAGCAGAGAAGCAAGCUCAUCAGCACCAUCACCUGCAUACGAGUCCAGGAUCAGUUUUCCAAGGCAUGCUUAGACUGGAUGCACCAAAGUGUGAUGGUGCUAUAUGCUUCUUCUUAACUUCUUUAAUUAUGUCCGGAUUAUGCAUUGUUGCGUUUGUUUUAAGCAUGAUUCUGGUAUAUCGGACUAAGAUUGUAUAUACCAACCUCUACGGAAAAUCCCGUUCAGCUGGCCCGUCAUAA
Molecule: messenger RNA, 1788 nt
Organism: Prunus armeniaca (apricot)
Lineage: Eukaryota; Viridiplantae; Streptophyta; Magnoliopsida; Rosales; Rosaceae
Source: the annotation of a GenBank genome assembly